This is a messenger RNA of Ctenopharyngodon idella (grass carp), 4952 nucleotides long. It is a transcript of the gene sorcs3b, whose product is annotated as sortilin related VPS10 domain containing receptor 3b. The record is from RefSeq and is a predicted model, not a curated record. Gene Ontology annotation, molecular function: protein binding. Lineage: Eukaryota; Metazoa; Chordata; Actinopteri; Cypriniformes; Xenocyprididae. The transcript has 28 exons. Gene Ontology annotation, cellular component: membrane. Bases 287 to 4096 code for a protein of 1269 amino acids.
GCUCGCGGAUACCCUCGGGGCCAUCGCUAUACCCCGCGCGCGCACCUGUCACACACUCUGCUCCCGAGCUCGGUCCAUGCCGUAGCGAGUGAGUGAGAGCGUGUCACUCAGCAGCUCCACCCCUCCGGUAACUACACCCAGCUCAGAUCCGACCGAACCCGCACAUCAGAUACAUUCACGGUUAUACAGGUAUCCCCCUCAACGUCACUACCGUGGCGAAAAGUUGUUUUAGGUCUUUAUGUUGGGAUUUUGAGGGAACUUACUUGGUAGGGUCUAAACGGUGAAAAUGAGAGUGAGGAUGAUUAAGAUGAAGAAUGUCUUAGGGUUUGAGUCUAGCUGGACGUACUGGACCCUGUUUUUUCUCUGCGUUCUUGUGCCGCUCCCAGCGCGCGCAGAUAUCACUUGCACCUCGUGCUUUGCUCCAAUACGCCGGAAUGAGGCACAAGUGAAGGCAACGGCUUUUGUCAGCCGUGAUUUUGGAAGUGUACUGGACGGCAGCACUGAUAAAAACUGGAAGUGGGGAAUUGAUGGAGCUCAACUUUCCCUUGAAGCGCACAUAAAGUCUCCUUCUGUGUCCUGGAAAGAGAAACCGGAGAGCUCGCACAUUUCCCAAGAGGAACGGGCGAGCCCAGCUGAGAAAAAAGACGGAAAAGUUAAUCCAACAUCGUCUCCAGAGGAAACUAAAGUAAACAGGAGGGACAAGCGCAGUCUGUUUCCGUCUGACAGCGCGGCCGGUUCUCGAUUCGAAUUCAGGCGUACCGGAGGAGUUGACGGUACCGGGAAGAGUCCGAGGCAGAAUGAACCACACCUGAUCACGUCCACCUUUGCGUUGUCUGGAGAUUCUGCUCAUAAUCAGGCCAUGGUGCUGUGGUCCGGACACAACAGCAGCGUGAUCCUGAUUCUGACUAAACUGUUCGACUUUAACCUGGGAACCGUGACGGAGAGUUCGCUCUGGAGGUCUGUAGAUUUUGGGAUGACAUACGAGAAACUGACGGAUAAAGUGAUGAUCAGAACCAUGCUGAGCUAUCUGUACGUCUGUCCGACCAAUAAGAGGAAGAUCCUGAUUUUAUCUGAUCCGGAGGUGGAGAGUAGUUUACUUAUCAGUUCAGAUGAAGGAGCCACUUUUCAAAAGUUCAAUAUUAACUUCUAUAUCAUGAGUCUUCUGUUUCACCCUACGCAGGAGAAUUGGAUACUGGCCUAUAGCCAUGAUCAGAGGCUGUAUAGCUCGGUGGACUUCGGUAAAAAGUGGAUUCUUGUUCAUGAGAGAGUAACUCCGGGGCGAUUCUACUGGGCACUGAGUGGUCUGGAUAAAGAGGCAGAACUGGUGCACAUCGAGGCUCGAACUGACAGUGGACAAAUGCAGUAUAUUACCUGCCGAGCACAAAAGUGUUCAGAGGAGGGUAGGCAGUAUCCAUUCAGUGGCCGAAUUGACACGAACUCCCUCGUAGUGCAGGACCAAUACAUCUUCUUACAGCUAACUACAGCAGGAAGAACCACAUACUUUGUGUCCUAUCAGCGAGGGCCCUUUAGGACCAUACAGCUCCCUAAAUACUGUCUACCCAAGGACAUGCACAUUGUCAGUACAGAUGAGGGGCAAGUGUUGGCAGCAGUUCAGGAAUGGAAUGAAAAUGACACCUACAGUCUGUACAUCUCUGACACACAUGGAGUCUACUUCUCCCGCUCGCUCCCAAACCUCCGUACCUCCCGUGGUCUCGCAGGAAACCUCAUUGUGGAUGUCUACAAGGUGUCAGGUGUUAGUGGGCUAAUCAUAGCCAAUAAAAAAGAAGACAUGCAGAUGAGGACAUAUAUUACCUACAACAAAGGCCAGACAUGGAGAUUACUACAGCCUCCUGCAAAAGACACUACAGGACAUGACAUCAACUGCAACCUGCCGUCGUGCUCUCUGCACCUUCACCUGCAGAUGUCUGAAAACCCCUACACACCUGACACUAUCUCCACCAAACACUCUGCUCCAGGGAUUAUAGUGGCCACAGGUAACAUUGGGCCCGAGCUUUCCUUCUCUAAUACAGGAAUGUUCAUCUCCUCUGAUGCCGGCAACACAUGGAGACAGAUUUUUGAAGAGGAGCACAGUGUGUGGUUUUUGGAUCACGGAGGGGCUUUAUUAGCUGUUACACAAUCUGCUGUACCCACACGCCAUUUAUGGAUUAGUUUGGAUGAAGGCCGGCAGUGGGACAAACUCAGCUUUUCGUCUACACCCCUAUUUGUUGAUGGGGUUUUGAUGACUCCAGAGACUGAGAAUCGCAUCAUUACAUUCUUCGGGCACUUUAGUUACCACUCCGACUGGCAGCUGAUAAAGAUUGACUACAGCUCCUUGUUUGGGCGGAAAUGCACAGAUGGAGACUUUCAGACAUGGCACCUCCAUAACAAGGGCGAGCUGUGUGUGAUGGGAGAGAGACAGGUGUAUAUGAAAAGGAAGCCUGGCACACGCUGCACUCUGGGUCGGGAGUAUUCUCGAGUCGUUUCAGCUGAGUCCUGCUUCUGCACUCUCUAUGACUUUGAGUGUGAUUAUGGGUUUGAGAGACAGGCCAGUGGAAAAUGUGCACCUGCAUUCUGGUAUGAUGUCAAUUUACCAGCGCACACCUGCAGCUAUGGACAGCGCUUCCGCAACAGCACAGGGUACAGGAGAGUGCUGUUGAAUAACUGUAGAGAAGGUCUGAUGGAUACACUGAGUCCCAGAAUGCAACAGUGUAAACCCAUAGCACCAAGUGGCCUACAACUGAGCACCAUCAACUCUCAGCUCACUGCUGUACUGGGAACAAACAUCACCUUCAGAGUAGCCUUGCAAAAUGGUGACUCAUUGUCUACAAGUCUCCAUGUGGAUUUUGGAGAUGGCACCUCAGUGUCAUACUCCAAUAUAAGUCGCCUUGGUGACAGCAUCACACACACGUACAAGGUUGCUGGGAUAUUUAGGGUCACCGCACGUGCUCAGAACAGUCAGGGGACUGACAGCAGCUCGGUCUAUCUGCACAUCACUAGUCCCGUGGAGCGUAUCUUUCUUUCGGCACCAGUGGUCGUCAUCAGAGGAAGAGAGGCCAACCUGACAGCAGUGCUGUGGCCCAGUCAGCCCAGGACCGCUACCUUCUACUGGUGGUUCAAUAACAGCACAGAGGGCCUUGAAAGAGACAGCUCUAGGAUUUCAUCAAAAAUAUUCAAUUUGUGUUCCAAAGAUGAACAAAGGUCUUACAUUUGGAACAACAUGAGGCCACUGAUCACACUGGAAGGAAGUGUUUCACACACGUUUACACGAGAGGGACCUAACUCUGUCACUGUACAGGUGUCGGCAGGAGGCACAGUCCUACAGGAUGUGAAAAUCAUCGCUGUCAGAGACUUCUUCCGUUCUUUACUGCUUUCAUUCUCUCCUAACCUGGAAGAGCACAACCCAUCGGUUGCCGAGUGGAGACAGGAUGUGGGGCGUGUUGUCAGGGCAACGCUCUCUCAGGUUUGUGGCUUCCCUGAGGACCAGUUGUUGGUCUCUGUGUUUCCUGGAACUCCAACUGCCGCUGAGCUCUUUAUCCUACCUGAGACAAACCAGUCGGCAUUCAGAUCACACAUAGGGGAACAGCUUGAUAAGAUGUCGGAGGUCUUCAUGAAUGCUUUAAAUCAGAACCUGAUACAGUUUGAUCUGAAGCCUGACACACGGGUCACUGUGUCUGUGUCUCAGCUCACACUGGCACCUCUGGUGGACUCCAGUGUUCUCCCCAGUGGCUCUGCCAUGCUGUUACUGGUUUCUCUGGGCCUGGUGGGAUUGGCCAUUCUCUUCAUCUACAAGUUCAAACGUAAAAUCCCAUGGAUCCAUGUGGAGACAGAGGAUACCCAUGAGAAGGAGCCUGAGAUGAUCAGCACUGUCGGACAGGAGAAGAAUGGCAUGCAUACAACAGCCACUUCGUUCACUUCGUGCAGCACACACACCACACACACACCGUUUCCCUCAAACACUGGAACACACAACAGCUUCAGCCAUCUGCCACCUCCGAGAGAACUGAUGGAGAAAGAGCUGGAGGCUCAGAACCCAGGAGGCCUUGGGGUUGGAGAGCGGCUUAGGACCAGACAGAUACCAAACUGCACCAAUGUCUGAAAUGAAGGAAGGUUUGAUGAUGAAAUAUCAAUUGUAUUAGAUGUAUAAUUAUAACAUUUUAUCCCUUAACUUUUCCUGUUAUUGUGGUGCUUAUGCCUUUUUAUUAUUGUGGUGUUUUACAUUUGAGCUCUAUAAAUAAUCAAUUCCUUAAGUGUUAAUCAAGGUAUUAUUAAUUACAGGUGUAAAUUGAAUCAAAAUCUCUACCGAAAACAUUAGAAUUAUAUUUUAUCAGCGCUUAAAGGAUUAGUUUCUUUCACCCCAAUACAAUUCUUUCUUAAAGUGAUCAGCAAAAUUGAUCUAUUCUUCCUAAGCAGGGGCACCAAGUUUCUUUUGUAAAAGUAAGAGAUCAUUCUCCGCAUGCUAACUUGUAGAUAUAUUAAGAUAAACUGCCUCACAUUUGUAAACAAACAGCUCACUUUUAGAGAUCAAAAAACAUAUAUGCUACACUUUCAUACGGGAAAAUCAAUAUUUAAUCAUUUGAAAUAUGCUUAUAGCUUUAUGUAUGUUCAUAUUUAUGCUUACCUCAUCUGAAUUGAUAGUGUCUCUGAGAUGUUAAGAGGUCAUAAGGAGCAUGGUUUUAGGAUCAAGUAGAUGUACAUGGCACAAAUAGAGGUUGGUACCUUCAUCUGUGUAGAAGCCUCAUCUGCUGUACGUGUCCAUUUGUGCCUUGUCAAUGUGUAUUAAUAUUGUAAGAUGGCAACAUAUUCUUAAUUUAGUUAGUAUUCACAAUACUAUAUUCCUAGAAGUAUACUCAUUUGGGGUGCAUGUUUCAUCGCUGCUAAUAGCUGACAGCCAGUUUUAUAUUUGACUGUGAACUGAAAGUCACUUUAAUCUGAAUAAAUGUAUUUUUACAUUA